AUGUCAGUACGGAUUUCGUCGAGGUCACUCAGCUCAACUCACGACAUUACAAAAUUACCGGCUUAUAGACCCGUGAAAUUGUGCGAAUGGACUUCUAGUUGUUUGGCCAACAAGGUCUUUGUCGACGGUGCGUUUUUCGACUUAAAACCCACAAUUGCUGGAGUUCCCCAAACCUGUGUACUUUCUCUAUCACUGUUUGUCUUGAAUAUCAAUUAUAUGUUGCAGUCAAGCAACGUGCAUUACUAUGCGGAUGACAGCAUUGGGGAUAUACCGGCCUUUAUAAUUGCCGUGCUAAUAUUUCUCGGGUGGAUGCAGACCGAGCAGUGUCGGCACAAACUUCUGGGGGUACCACACGCGCUCGCGGUGGAGAAUCCCCUCUGGGCGUCCAACACCGGGACACUCAGCACCCGGUGGUGGACGCACAGGCUGCCCUUCGUAUUCUGGGGGGGCAAUUCUGCGCUCAACAAAAACAGUCAUCGUUCUCGGGGCAAACGGAGCAAUUCAACAAAGGCACCCCCGUCCACGCUCGCCGUGGACUUCACAAAUGUUAGGGGGCUCAAUUCCAAUAUCAACGCAGUCCACUACCAUUUAGAGAGUGCGAAGCCGGUCUUGCUCUUUCUUACCGAGACUCAGAUUUCCUCCCCGGCUGAUACUUCCUACCUCUCCUACCCGGGGUACAAAUUGGAACAUUCAUUUGUGCCGCGGGCGGGAGUUUGCGUGUACGUCAGAGAGGAUAUCUGUUCUCGUCGCCUCGGGACGCUUGAAGGAAGGGACCUAUCUAACCUCUGGCUGCGCGUAGACUGCGAUGACCAUCCGCGAUUCUACGCAUGCCUGUAUAGGUCUCAUAGCGGAAAUACCGAAACUGACCGACUCAUUGAGCACAUCCAAAUGGCUACAGAUUCCCUGCUCGAAAGGUUUCCUACCGCUGAAAUCGUGAUACUUGGCGAUUUUAACGCCCACCAUGCCGAUUGGCUCAGCUCUGAAACCACCGAUCACGCGGGAAGAUCCUUUCACGACUUUGCUUUAGCCUACGACCUGACACAAAUGGUCCCUGCGAUUACGCGAAUACCAGAUGUGGAUGGUCAUAAACCCUCUUUGUUGGACCUUCUGCUGACUUCACAUCCGGAGAACUAUCAAGUCUCUGUUGACCCGCCAUUGGGUUCAUCGGAUCAUUGUGUGGUCCGGAGUACUGUGCCAUCUACGCGCCCUUCACGGCCCCGCUUUAUGGGUUGUCGCCGUAUUUGGCACUAUAAGUCAGCAGAUUGGGACGGGACAUUCAUAAGUCGAGCGGGCCGGAUGGUAUCCCCCCAAUUGUGCUGCGUACUUGUGCUCCUGAGUUGGCUCCGGUCUUAA
Messenger RNA from Pieris macdunnoughi, 1353 nucleotides. The record is from the annotation of a GenBank genome assembly. Lineage: Eukaryota; Metazoa; Arthropoda; Insecta; Lepidoptera; Pieridae.